AUGUACAUCACUCUCUACUACGUAGUCGCGCGCCUCCCUGACUCCCUUCGCGUAGUCAGGGACCACCUUCUCGCAGUCUGUCCCACCACCCUCACCGUCGACGUCCUCGAGAAGGCCCUUCUCGCGGCGGAGAAGAGCAUCGUCGCUGUAGGAGCUUCUCGUGGUGACCCUCCAACCCCCAUCUUUGAAGGGUGCUCUCCUUCCCCCCUCCUGCCCUCUGUUGCCUCUGCUGCUGCUGCCGACCUGCUUGGUCUCGAGUCGGUUGGCGCGGCGUCUGCCCCUAGUGGGAGACGCCGCUCUGGCAGGGGCAAGGGGGGCAAGGGCGCUGGUGGAGCUGGAGGGAACGGUGGAGGUGGCGGUGGAGGCGGCGGAGGGAGUGGGGGUGGCGGCGGGAGUGGUGGCGGGGGUGGUGGUGGUAGUGGUGGCAGCGGCGGAGGAGGCGGCGGUGGUGGCGGCGGCGGUGGUGGUGGCGGCAGUGGUGGCGUUGACGGUGGGGGAGACGGCGGCGGAGGAGGCGGUGGUGGAGGAGGAUCGAUCUUUGAUCUUGAUUUUGAUGCUAUCCUUGCUGCUAUGUAUGCUGUGACUAUUAGUGAGGAGGGUGACUGUUACCGGUGUUUCCCGCCCGACCCGAGCAUUGGUACUGCUGCGCUAGGUGCUUGUGAGGCUCCUGCUCUAGGUGCCAGUGCGUCUGCGCUCUCAGGUGCUGGUGAGACUGCGCUCUCAGGUACUGCGUCGCCUCCGUCCUCCCUCACUUUCACGCUCGACUCCGGGGCUUCUCGCUCCUUCUUUCGAGACCGCACUACCCUCACGCCGCUUGGCCGGCCCGUUGCAGUCUCCCUGGCUGACCCCUCUGGGGGUCCUGUCCUCUCUCACUUCUCCACUGUCCUCCCGUGUCCGGCUGCCCCUUCGGGCACCCUGUCUGGUCUGUACCUUCCCUCGUUCUCUACGAACUUGGUGAGUGGUGCGGGCCUGCAGGAUGCGGGGGUUCACCAGUUCACUCCUGCGAGUCAGCGGGUGACCCACUGCACGGACGCACGCACAGGCCGACACCUGGCCACGUUCUCACGUCGGCCGGGGUCGAGCCUCUACACCCUGACCACUACGUCUCCUCCUGUCCCUGCGUCUGGUCAGGUAGCUGCGUCAGGUCAGGUGUUUGCUGCUGCGUCCCGGUCUGGCCCUGAGUCUGCCCCCUGUUCGUGUCGCCUCCUUUCUCACGAGACUCUCCUGUGGCACCACCGUCUUGGCCACCCCUCCCUGUCCCGUCUUCGGGGCAUGGCUUCCCGUGUCCUUGUCUCAGGUCUUCCCCGGUCUCUCCCUCCCCUUCCUUCGGGACCGGGACCUUCCUGUAUUCCCUGUGUCGAGGGGCGCCUCCGGGCUGCUCCUCACUCCUCCCAGUUCCCCCCGACAGAGGCUCCUCUGCAGACGCUUCACAUGGACGUGUGGGGCCCAGCCCCCGUCCGUGGGAAGGGUCACGAGCGCUACUUUCUGUUGGUGGUUGACGACUACUCGCGUUACACCACAGUCCUCCCCUUGCGCAGCAAGGGUUCUGUCACUGAGGUGCUGAUCGACUGGAUCCGCGAGGCUCGUCACCAGCUCAGGAAGAUCUUCGGCUCGGACUUUCCUGUUCUGCGUCUGCACUCGGACAGAGGCGGAGAGUUCUCCUCGCGCCUUCUGCGAGACUACUGUCGUGCACGGGGGAUCCGCCAGACCUUCACGCUUCCGGACUCUCCACAGCAAAAUGGGAUUGCUGAGCGCCGCAUUGGCAUGGUCAUGGAUGUCGCUCGUACGUCCAUGAUGCAUGCGGCUGCCCCCCAUUUUCUGUGGCCAUUUGCGGUGAGGUACGCGGCGCAUCAGCUCAACCUUCACCCUCGGGUCUCUCGGCCCGCGAUGUCCCCAGUCUUGCUGUGGACGGGGAAGGUUGGCGAUGCGUCGGCGUUCCGUGUCUGGGGAUCUCGGGCGUUUGUCCGCGACUUGUCUACAGACAAGCUGUCCCCUCGUGCUGCUCCCUGUGUCUUCCUUGGCUUCCCCACAGACGCUCCCGGGUGGCAGUUUUACCACCCCUCCUCUCGUCGUGUUCUGUCCUCCCAGGACGUCACGUUUGACGAGUCAGUCCCCUUCUACCGCCUCUUCCCCUACCGCACUCCUUCCCUCCCCCCUCCGCCGGACUUCCUUGUGCCGGUUCCCCCCCCGGUAGACCCCCUCCCCCCUCAGGUUUCUGCCCCCUCAGGUGUGUCCCAGGUAGACGCAGUUGACCCGGUCGAGGUUACUGGUGACUCUGGUGCUGCAGCGGGUGCUGAGCCUGGGGGUGCUGACUCUGGGGGUGCUGGUGCUACUGCGGAGGGUGCUGAGCCUGGGGGUGCUGAGCCGGGGGGUGCUGUGCCUGGAGCUGCUGAGCUAGGGGGUGCUGGGUCUGGGGUUGCUGAGUCUGGAGCUGCUGAGCCUGGGGGUGCUGCGUCUGGAGCUGCUGAGCCUGGGGUUCCUCCUGCUGCAGCGUCUCGCCGGGAGCCCCUCUCUCCACAGGAGCUGCGCGAGUGGUUUGCUCGCCGCUGGAGGCGUACUGCUGGAGUUGGAGCUUCUUCGACCGUCGAAGGUGCUGGUGGUGCCGGUCCCGGAGCUCCUGGGCCUGCGGGUACUACUAGAGCUGGAGCUGCUGAGGGUGUUGGUGCUGAGACUACUGCUGUCUGUCCCGGCGGUGGUUCUACUGCUGGUGCUGCUGGAGGUCCUGCCGCUGGAGGUGUUGGUGGCGCUGGUGCUGUCGCUGAGGGUGCUGGUGCUGUCCCUGCUGAGUCUGGAGCUGCCGCGCGGCCUCGGCCGUACUUCGUUCCGCUCCUACAGCAGGUUCUUGGUCUUUCUCCUCCGGUAGAGUGUCCACAGCCUGUCCAGUCGCUAUCACUUUUGGAGCCUUCCUCUCCACUGCCUGCUCCCUCUCCUUACACUGGUCCUACUGGAGGUCUUGCUGAGCGUCGUGAGCCUGCGUCUCGUCCUGCGUCGCCUGUUCGUGCUGCUCGCACUAGUGGUCGCAGUUCGCGUCAGCGUCCUCCUCCUGUCCCUUGCACGCACCGGAUGUCUCUGCGUCCGUCCAAUGCUCCUCUGCGUGCCCCUUUGCCUUUUCCUCCUGAGUCCUCUCUUCCUGCGCUUGCCGACCCUGAGUCGGACUCCCUUCGUGCUGCCAGUCCUACUGUCACGCGUCUGCUUGCUACUGUCGUCACUGACCCCUCUUUUGAGUCCACUGCUGCGUCUGCUCUUGUCGCUGAGCUUGUCGACUUUGCUGCUCGUUGUCGUCUAGACUACGCUGCUAGUCUUGUUGCUGAGUCUGCGUCUGUCUGUCCUCCAUCCGUCGGGGGUGAGUGUGCUCUUCGGACGGACGUCCUAGAGGACAGGCAGGAGGAGUUACAGUGUCUGGCUGCUGCUUCACCUCAUCUCGCGUCUGUACUGCUUGCUCCUGAGGGAGACCCGGAUGCACUAGACAUCCCGACUCCCGGCUCUUACGCGGAGGCCGUAGAGGGUCCCUACUCGUCUCAGUGGCAGGCAGCUAUGGAUGCAGAGAUGGCUUCCUGGAAGUCCACAGGCACCUACGUUGACGCAGUUCCCCCUCCUGGGGCGAACAUCGUCAGUGGCAUGUGGAUCUUCAGGGUGAAGCGGCCGCCAGGCUCUCCACCUGUCUUCAAGGCACGGUAUGUUGCUCGUGGCUUCAGUCAGCGGCAGGGAGUUGACUACUUUCAGACCUUCUCUCCCACCCCGAGGAUGACCACUCUUUGGGUGCUGCUGCACAUAGCCGCUCAGCGCGACUACGAGCUUCACUCUCUCGACUUCAGCACUGCGUUCCUGCAGGGUAGCCUGCACGAGGAGAUCUGGCUGCGCCGUCCACCUGGCUUCACUGGGAGUUUCCCUCCUGGCACCCAGUGGAGCCUCCGACGGCGAGUCUAUGGUCUCCGCCAGGCACCGCGUGAGUGGCACGACACACUGAGGACUACGCUUGCGACUCUUGGGUUUGCUCCUUCUACUGCUGACCCGUCACUGUUUCUGCGCACCGACACUUCUCUACCGCCGUUCUACAUCCUCGUGUACGUCGACGACUUGGUCUUUGCCACAGCGGACACUGCUGGACUCGCCUGCGUGAAGUCCGAGCUGCAGAAGAGACACACGUGCACAAACCUGGAGCACAUGGCUGCAGCGAAGAGGGUAUUGUGCUACCUGUGCAGUACGUCGGGCAUGGGGCCAGUGCUUGGAGGGCGGAGUCCAGUGGUCCUUACAGGGCACGCGGACGCUUCUUGGGCUGACGACCAGGCUACGCAGCGGUCGUCAUAG
Messenger RNA from Closterium sp. NIES-65, 4308 nucleotides. Lineage: Eukaryota; Viridiplantae; Streptophyta; Zygnematophyceae; Desmidiales; Closteriaceae. The record is from the annotation of a GenBank genome assembly.